Poeciliopsis prolifica (blackstripe livebearer) is the source of this 3877-nucleotide messenger RNA. It is a transcript of the gene morc3a, whose product is annotated as MORC family CW-type zinc finger 3a. The transcript has 19 exons. Gene Ontology annotation, cellular component: nucleus; PML body. The record is from RefSeq and is a predicted model, not a curated record. The coding region runs from base 6 to 2990 and encodes 994 amino acids. NCBI's taxonomy places the organism in Eukaryota, Metazoa, Chordata, Actinopteri, Cyprinodontiformes, Poeciliidae. Gene Ontology annotation, molecular function: ATP hydrolysis activity; zinc ion binding.
CAAAGAUGGCGGCACAAACAGACCGCGGCGUGCCUAUCAGUACGCUUUCGCCAAAGUUUCUGCACACCAACUCCACCAGCCACACCUGGCCCUUCAGCGCUAUCGCUGAACUCAUAGAUAAUGCCUAUGACCCAGAUGUUAGCGCCAAGCGGUUCUGGAUUGAUAAAACUAUGGUUAAAGGAGAGGUGUGCCUCAGCUUCAUGGAUAACGGAAACGGCCUCAACCUUGAAACUAUCCACAAAAUGCUUAGCUUUGGUUACAGCGACAAGAUAGCAGUAAACGGACUGGAACCCAUUGGUAUCUAUGGUAAUGGCUUCAAGUCCGGAUCCAUGCGUCUCGGCAAAGAUGCGAUUGUCUUCUCCAAGUCAAAGAGCAUGUCAUGCAUUGGGAUGCUUUCUCAAACCUACCUGGAGAAGAUUGGAGCUGAGCAAAUAAUUAUUCCUAUUAUUUCCUUUGAAAAUAAGAAAUCGCAGAGAAUCUCUGUAAGCAAAGAGCAAGAAGCAAGUCUGAGGGACAUCCUGCAAUACUCCCUUUUUAAGUCUCAUGAGGAACUUCUCGCUGAGAUCGAUGCCAUCACUUCAACCUUGUCCUCAGCUAAGACAGGCACCCGGAUCAUCAUCUGGAAUCUCCGCAGGACAUCUUCCGGAUCAACAGAGUUUGAUUUUGACACGGAUCGAUAUGACAUCCGCAUUCCCUCAGAGGUUUACGAAGAAUUAAGGGAUCCAUCUCAGCCUUUGAACAGGAGUACAUCUUAUAUUCCUGAGAGUGUGUUUUCACUGCGGGCGUACUGUAGCAUUCUAUACCUGAAGCCACGCAUGCAGGUCAUAGUGCGGGGUCAAAAGGUGAAGUCUCAGCUCAUCGCUAAGAGCCUGGCCUACAUCAGAAAGGACCACUACAGGCCCACUUUUCUGGACAAACACAUACGUAUUACUUUUGGGUACAACACCAAAAGUAAAGACCAGUAUGGUAUCAUGAUGUAUCACAAGAACAGGCUCAUCAAAGCUUAUGAACGUGUGGGCUGCCAGCUUAAGGCCAACAGGAGAGGUGUUGGAGUCAUUGGGGUCAUUGAAUGCAACUUUCUGGAUCCGACCCACAACAAGCAGAGCUUCAACGAGACUGACAAGUACAGAAAAACCAUUAACAGUUUGGGGAUUAAACUGGAGGAGUACUGGAACGAGAUCCGUUACAGAAACUCUAAAGAAGACCCAAACAGCACCGUGCCAGUGGAAGAUACCAAGAAGCGACCGGAUCAGAACUGGGUGCAGUGCGAUGGCUGUUUGCGGUGGCGUAAACUCCCAGAUGGGAUCGACGUCAACAAGCUGCCGGAAAAGUGGUUCUGCUCAUUAAACCCCGAUCCACAGUUCAGGAGCUGCAAGGUAGAAGAAGAGCCUGAGGAUUCUGGUGACGAUCAGCCAUACCGGAAAACCUACAAGCAACAAGAGAGGGAUUACAGAAAGAGACUUGAACAUGAUGAAGAACAGCACUAUUUGGAUUUGGACACCUUGAAUAGACAGACCAAAGCUUUCACACGGCAGCACAAUAAUCUUACCCGGCAGCUUCACCAAGCGCAGACUGCUAAUUACUCAAAGAGUAACUUGGUACACAAAGGUGCAGGCGGGACUGAACCCACCCUGCGGAGGUCCUCAAACAUUUCACAAGUUGCCGGCAGCAGCGACUCUCCUCUUGUGAUCACCAACGUCUGCUCGCUCUCAGCACCAUCAACAACCCUGAGGGGGAAAAGAACCCAGAUUGCCACUCCACACAGCACGCCAAAACGACUUAGAGUGAACGGAUACAACCCCGAAUCCUUCCACGUUGACAGCAGUGACACCGAUGAUACCGAUGAUGACAUUGUCAUCUUGGAAACUGAAAGUACGCCCAAGCCCAAACAGCCCGUUGGUAUUUUAAGGGCAGUAAAGCAAGAGAAAGAGGAGAGUGAAAAUCAAAUCUCGAUGGUGCUAGAGUGCGCCGACGACGCUGCUGUGGACGUGACCUCCAAGGCGACGGCCAAAGCAAAAACUUCCACCGCCAAAACCUGCCCACCUCCAGCAGUGGCCAACAUCACCACCCAGACCACCGCUUUUCAAGUGAAGGAAGAACAGCAGAGUCAGAAUCAGACUGACGGGAACGGCAAAACGGCUAUUAGGAACGGGUCAAAUCCAGGUCUUCUCAUUGAAAGAGAAAUUAAGCUGGAGCGCAGUGACGGGGUUCAGAAACAAGAAAUGUGCAAUGGAGUGGCGCAUAUGGAACGUGAUGAAGGUGCUGGUCCUUCUUCUUCUGCUCAGCAGUACCUCAAUAUCGAUGAAGUUCAGAAUCAACAAGAUAAGCUCCUGGAGCUGAUGCAGGAAACGGCCCAGGAGAGAGACGCCUUGAAAGAGCAACUGAAACUUCUCACCUCUCAGCUGGAGGACAUGCAGAGCCGACUGCAGAAACAGUCUCAGGCCAAAGUAAAGGAGUCAUCGCACCAAGCCUGCCAGACUGACACUCAGACGGACUACAAGGGCCUUUUUGAGAGAGCCAAACAGAAAAUCAAUGAUUUAAUAAAGGACAAAGAGGCUUUAUUGGCAGGUAAUGAGGACAAGAGAAAUCCAAACUGUGGCCAAGAUGAGGAAAAUGACAUUGAGGAGAUUUCGCUUAAAGUCAGCCGUCUGGUCCAUGAACUAGACGAGAGGAACAAGGAAAGGGAAGAACUGCGCUCGCAGCUGGAUAAUCUGGAGGAGGAGAAGUCGACUUUGGCAGCCCAGUGUGAGGAGCUCAAGUUGAGAAUGCAGCAGGAAAAAGAAAAUGCUCGAUCUUCAGCAGGGGCCCACUCCUCUGGCUCAAACUCAGACGCCUCCAGUUGCUUGAUCGAGCUCCGUCAGAACGUCGGCCGCCUCCUCGUCUCCCGGGUCCCGGCACUGGACCUGGCGCAGGUGAAUUUCCAAUGCAACGUCAUCGAUGAGAUCCUCGAGCAAGUUCUCACAGGCACAGACUUCGAAUUCGCAGGCUGAAAUGCUGCGCUCAGCUUGGAAAAUCAUCUCCACUGAAUUAAGGUCUUCCUGCUGACUCUCAGAUCUGGAAAAGGUCCAAGCCUGACCAGUUUCCAAAAUGGAUUGUAAACUUUUGGACUUCUGAAGAACAUUUUCAGUCAAAUGAAUGUCUGGGGUUUAUUUAUUUAAAGAUGUUCACAUUUUUAGUGCGUCUCAGUUGGAGACCUGUUUGAAAGAAUAUCAAUGAGAUGUUUGUUCUGAUGAAUUGUUCCUAAAUUCUGAAAGGCCGCCUCCUGUCCAUCCUCAGUUACUUUUUUUUAAAUUUUUCCUGUUUCAUGGUCUGACUUGUGUAAAAUCUGGGCAUUCCUGGUUACCAGCUUUAUACAAGUCCUUCCAGAUUCUCCUGCUUAAGCUUGCAAAAUCAGGUAACCUAUCUCAUGUGAGGAUGAGGUUGAAGAUGUCAGGAAUGACAUCAUAAAUUAAGUAAAUUAAGUUUUUACUUAAUUUUAGCAUCUUAUAAAUAAAUGAAUUAGUUUUUUUUUGUGUGUUGUUUUUUUUUACGUUUUUGAGUUACUUAAAAAUGAUAAUUUGAGUUAAAGUAUUUUAUUAUGUUUAGUUUUUCUUACCUGACUAAAUGUCACCAAUUCCUUUUUGUUUGUGUUCCUAACAUGUAUAUAAUGUUAAAUCUAUUUUUAUACACACUAUGUUCUGUGUAAGUCAUUUGUACUCUAGUUUGGACAGACAUUGUGUAGUUCCAGCAAUAACCCUUGCAGUACAUUUCUGGAUUUUGCAAACCGAACUUUAGCUUCACAUUUCUAUGGUGGAUCUAGUUCAAACUGCAGCCAAGAGCAACGGCAGACUGAAACUGAAUGUCGUUUAUUGCAAGUAAAGAGAUUUUAAAAGCAUAA